Molecule: messenger RNA, 1071 nt
Organism: Zygosaccharomyces rouxii
Lineage: Eukaryota; Fungi; Ascomycota; Saccharomycetes; Saccharomycetales; Saccharomycetaceae
Exons: 1
Coding region: 1-1071 (356 amino acids)
Source: RefSeq, a predicted model, not a curated record
AUGCCCAUAAUGGAGAAAGAUAGCUUUAAAAGUCCCUUGGUGCCUGCGUUGCCAGCUGAUGUUUUCAGGUACCGGUUCAUAUGGAAGAUUUAUGAAACUAUCAAGAAUUACCCCUGGGUGACAUCGCAACUUGUCCUUUACAUGUCGUUUCUAUUUGUGGUUGAACCAUGUGUAGAAAUCUCCGAAUUAUUCAUCGGUGUGUAUCUUACUGGUAUGUUCCUAAGCAUGAUUUAUAUUCUAUUUCUUCUUCGGUACAUCUGCAGGGAUGAUUCCAAACCUUUCUCAAAUGUCGAACUUCUACGUGACACUGUUCUAGCAGUUGAUCCAGGCGUCGAUGCUAGGAAAUGGGAUAUUGUGACGUCCAAAGUGAAUUAUGUUCUUUAUGAUAAUGGUUAUCGAAGGACACCAUAUUACUUUUUCAAUAGGUCACACUGUUGGUCUGUGUCUCACCAUUAUAUUUUAAGAUUCGAUUCUGAGGCUGCUGAACGGUACAGACAGGCCGUGAACAAGUGUUUCGACGAUUUUUUACAAGAUAAGCCUUAUGGUUGCGGUUCUAAACUCGGGAGAGAACUUAAUGUUAAGCUUGCCUCCGAUAGGGGCUUCACGAUUCCCACAUUUAUUUGCAUCAUUAGUUUUAGUUUUUCCCUUCUGAGUAUGAAUGACAGUAGAAAGAGACUAAAAUGGUUUACGAACAUUAACAAGGUUGGUUUGUUUGUUUUCUUUUGUGUUACCUUUGUUUCCAUAUACAAAGGACGUGGUAUGGUUAAGUAUAAGGCCCUAGGAGUCUUGCAUAGAAUAAAGUUUCUAGCUACUGCAAUGCAGCAUGCUCCAGGAAACGACCUGGAAAAAUGGGAUCACAUCGCUAGACACAUGAAUUAUUAUUUACAUGAAAAAGGAGUGUGGCGGAGACCAGAAGAGAACUUUUUCGACGGGAAGGAGUGUUUAGACUUUUACAGAUCCCAAUUUGAACCGCUAGCUUCUGCAUCUACAAAAUUGUUCUACGUAGAGCUCAGAGAUAUUGUUCAGGAAACCAAUAAAGUCUGUGGAUCCCCAGUAGUCGGCUUGGUCUAA